This is a messenger RNA of Botrytis cinerea B05.10, 8247 nucleotides long. RefSeq lists its product as hypothetical. Lineage: Eukaryota; Fungi; Ascomycota; Leotiomycetes; Helotiales; Sclerotiniaceae. The record is from RefSeq and is a predicted model, not a curated record. The coding region runs from base 131 to 7972 and encodes 2613 amino acids. The transcript has 2 exons.
GCAAAAAUAUAAACAUUGUGCAGGGAAGACGUCAACCUUUACAACCUCAAUCUCUGACAAUUUUCUAUUGCUUCUAUCAAUUGCAUUCGCUUUCAAUACUCAAGACAAUGCGAGUUGAUACCUUUUCACAAUGCCAAAAGGAAAAGAGGAAGUAAUGGAUUGGCUUUAUCAAUUCGUGAAGAGCCUGGGAGAGCAAGGAAUUGCUAUACAAAGUCUUUCUGAGAAGUUUGAUGAAAUUUUCAGGGAAGAAAUUGUUGCGAAUGAGCAAGUCAAAGAUGAGGUCUGGCAAGAGUUUAUCAAUCGGGAUGAUGUUAGGAUAGAGGGUUCUGAUGAAGAGGUUGGUGUAAUGAAGAGUAUGGAGUUGAGUGAUACAGUUGCUCUAGGCUAUGGAGUCAGGAAGGUUGUGGUCCAGGCAGAGUCGAUUGACGUUGAAAUGGUUGACACCGUCUUGGAGGAACCCGACGAGAAGGAUUCAGAAAAGAGGGUAGCGACUAGCAACGAGGGGACUGCUGCCUCAAUAGCCUUAGUCGAUCCCUCCAGACCAGUCGUUUUAGACGAAGCAACACCGGGGCUGAUAGAGCAACGUACCACUGCCAGGAACGAUUCAUCGAUAAAAGCAGUCCUUGGCCCAGUCAUUCCUGAUGUAACAACUCCGAUGCAAAGAUCACCAGAGCCAAAAGAACAAUUCGAUUCAAUCCCGAACGAAUCAUCUACUAAGGCAACACCUUCUUCUGAGCCGAAGUCGGGAAACAAGAAAUCUUACAAGAUUGCAGAUGAUCCACGAGGCACACAAAAUUCACAAAGAAGAUUGCAAAGUCUUUUAAAUGCAGCGCGCGCAGAGGCUGAUGGAUUUCAUACACCCAAAGUUGCCCCUCUUUCAAAUAAUAAUGAACCGAGGGUCAUCGAAAGUAACGGACAUCCUCCGACCAAGAGCACCCAUACACCAACCGAGAUUGACAAACCGCCACAAACCAAUGCAGAUACUAUCCUGGCAGACUCUCAGGUUGUACGUCCAGAUUCGUCAGAGAAAGCUUCAAAUAAAACUGCAACAACCAGUGAUAAGCAACGCGAUGCAGUACACAUUAGCAUCCCAAAACACCCAAUAAAAAUACAUUCAUCAAGAACUAGUCAACCUGCACCUAUAAUUGGAUAUCAAUAUCAAUCUCCACAGUCGAGCAACACCCCUAGUAAAGAUGCCCAACAAACAACCCCAAUUGAGAAUGCUGCAGAUAUUGACUAUUUUGCGCGGGAAGUAACUCGUCAUGGACCUGUACCAGGACAGCGAAAGCGUGGCCGCCCAAAAGGCCCAAGCCGUCAAGCUACUCCUAGCAGUUCAGCAAUAGAACCAGAUCCCCCGAAAGACCCUGCAUCUAUGAGCUUCUCAUCACUCGCCGAAUUGGAAUCAUUUCAAACUCCAAAAUUUGCGCCCAAAAAACGUGGUCGCCCCAAAGGAUCUACCGUCAAACGCCAAGAAAUUCCCAAUGAGCCGCGUUCAGAAAUAACCUCUGAAGCUACAGCUGAUACAGGUCUUCAAAUUUCAGAAUCGGGACUACGCACAUCUCGUAGACAACCAAAACCACGAAAAUUCUUUACUCCUACUCAAACAGCAUCACCAGAACCUGAGCCUGCGAUUGACAAACAAUUCGCUAAACCCGAGGCUUCUCCAACACCAUCAAAAUCCAAACCCCACAGAAAGCAUCGUGAACCCAUUUUCACCUCAUAUGAAGAUUUGUUAAGGGAAGAAGAUGAUAAAAAACGCAAAGCUGGGAUCGAUGGUGUCUACAUAAAACCUCUUGAUUCUAAGGAAGGAAGAUCGCUGGCUCGAAAAAAGACAUUUGUUGUAUUGAUAAAAUCCACAAAACUUUGUGACCCUGAUUUGUUGGAGAGUAGAAAGGGAACAUGGAUUGAAGUACUUGCCGAGAGGAGAAAAGCUCUGCAAUCUAUAGUUGAAUUAGAAGCUGCUAAAAUUGCCGCUGCUAAUGAAGAGGAAAAGUCUAAGAAAAGAAAGAGAGAUGAGAAGUCUGAAACAGACAACUCAAAGCGCUCAAAGCCAUCGGAUACCGAACCACAAAAUCCACUGGAAGUACCUGGCCCUGGAAUUGAGAAGCCGUUGAAUCCGCCUAUUUCUACACAUGAAAUUCUCUCAGAGGCGCCUAGUGCUGUAACGGACACCCCAUCAGAAGCUCCCAUUGUUGAGUCUGAGAAGACUUCAGAAAUUCCAAUGAUUAGGCCUGCAAAGUCAUUGGAAAUCGCUAGUCUCAAUUCUGUCUCUUUCCCAUCAAACGAGGAACUGGCAUUGGAGUUUGAAAAGUUCAAGGCUCUAUCAGCUGCAGGGCCAUCAUCAACUUCCAACAUAAACCCCGACUCUUUCCCAUCAAAUGAAGAACUAGCAUUAGAAUUCGAAAAGUUCAAUAGUGGUUUUUCUCUCCAAAAUGACUCGGUUCAAAAUGAAGGUCAUUCAGCUGCUAUGCAACAGUCGCCAACACAAUGGAAUGGAUCGCUAGAAACACAUCAAACACACGCAGCUAUGAGGAAUUCUCUACCACCAGCAUCUAACAUUAAUUCUCAUAUAUCACCGUACAGAGAGCAGUCUGAAUAUGAACAAAUUGCUGGUCGCCAUUAUCCACAACCAUACCGUGAGAAUGUACCAGCUAUAUCUACACCUUCUCCGGCGGACAGGUACAAGUCUCCGUAUGAAGAUGGACGACAGUCUACACCUUCAUUCCCAGCUCCGAACCCUUGGCUAGCUAGAGAUCCGACUCAUGUUCAUACCCUGGAUCAUCGAAGCCUCAUGCAUCAAAGUCCUGUUCAUCAAAGUCCUAUUCAACAAAGUCAAGACCGUCAAGAUUCAUGGCCUGCAGGCUUUUUACCCCCUUCACCUCCUAAGCCGCCUCAAACACGACCUAAGAUUCAAUGGCCGGCGGGCUUCCUAGCUCCAGAUGCUCUCCCAUCGGACGCUCCUCCGUUCAGUCCGAUGAGCAUAGACUCGAUUCCGCAAUCAAGUCCUGCUUCUGUAUCUCAUAGCUUAAAUCCAUCUACAACGUCUCACACAUCGCAAGAAAAUGUUGUCAAUGGUUUAGCUUCAUAUGGUAGUCCCCAAUCAACAAACCAUCCUCAAGUAUUUCAGCCUCGCUCCAUUUCACCCGUUCUAUACAAUUCAUCUCAACCUUCUAGAGCUGCCGUUUCGACAAAGAUUCAGCACCCACAGAAUCUUGUGGGAAGAAAAAACAGUUUUGGACCAAUGCAAGUAUCUUCGCCUCUCAGUCAGCAAUUCGGACCAAUGGACUCUUCAUUAACAAAGCAACAUGCAAUGUCCACCGACAUUCAUGCACACCCAGCCCGACCAGAAAUUGAGAGAGAAGCCCAGACUGAUGCUCUAACACGUCUACCACCUUCUCAAUCUCCCAAUAAUUAUACACACUCCCAUAGACCCGAGAUUGAUCGGGCUCAGGAUCAGGCACCAUCUCAAACACAAGUACAAGCCUCUCCUUCUCCUGACCAAGAUCCCGCAUCAACGCAGUCACUGGAGGAGUCUCAAUCUGAUCGUGCAUCUUAUCAAAUGCAAUUCCCCAAAACUGUAGAGCCUCAGUCCAGCUUCACUUCAAUGGAGCAUGUUCUAGUGCAGUCACACAGAUCACCGUCUAUCCAACCCGCUUCAGAGCCCAUUCCAGAACCGAGGCAACGAAAACAAUCGACUCAUAGCAUUGAACAAAUACCAAGCCACCAGGUUUCAGCAGUGAUAAUUUCUAAAUCGCCAGAAACCUCGACCUCCAUCGCAGGGACAACCGAAAAAAUGCCAACGGCAGCCAACCCCGAUGAUCUUGAAGGAUUCGAAAAAGCCGAUGCUAUUCCAUUUGAAUCAAUCUUUGCUCGCAUGUCUUCAAUUUACAAUUCUUCAAUGGGAAACCUCAUCUUGUCUUCUGAUAAAACAACAUUGAAAUUCUGGUCAAUGGCCGAAGGCAUAAUUGAGCCUAUUUGGAAAAUGCAAGUCUGUAAAAUGGCCGAAAAUCCAAUAGUAUCUAUGCCGGGUUCGAAUCCGAUGGAGUUACGCUUGAAAGAGAAGAUGGAUGAUGAAUCCAUUACCGUUCAUCGAUUUUUGAUUGCUCGCACCAAAGAAGCUCACAAGUCUGCCAAUGAAAUGAGAGCAAAUUUGGUUACUGCUCGGAUUUUCGUACAGAUGGCCAAUCCUCAAAUACUUCAAGCCGAAGAUCCAGAAGUGAUCGCUCUCAAGCCCUGGAAAUGUGAAAAAUGUGGAUCCAGGUUCAAGAAUAAAGAAGGUAUCAAAUAUCAUCUUUCUAAAUCACAAACGACCUGCAAUCCAAAUUGGAAGGCUCCGCCUACCAAGCCACGCCAACACAGUAAACCACAGAAAGAGACACCAAAAAAGGAAAAAGUGACAAAGGCAAAAGGUAAAUCUGUAGCUUCUCCAGAGAAAGAAGUUCAACCCGAGCCGAUAAACCAAUCUGAAUCUGAAUCUGAAGACGGCGACUCGGAUGACUCCGUUUUUGAAUGGGCUGCUAAAGUCGCUGGGUUGAAGCAAUCUCCAAAGAAAGGAAGAGGAGAUCGAGGGGAUCCGGUAAUUGGUAGAAAUGGAAAAGUUUACAAAUCUUUGGGAGGGGAACGACCAGCACUUUUGGAAAUUGCUGAAAUUGUUAAAAAGACGCCAUCGCUCGUGGAAGAACUCGCCAAAAUCCCGUCAUUACCUCAAACUCCAGAACAAUCACUUCCGAAAUCAGUAUCACCAAUGUCGAAAGAGAAGAUUGUUAAGGAUAUAAUUCUUUGCCUUCUUCGGGCUAAUAACAAUGCUUUACCAGGAGAGCGUGGCCUUUGGUUCUCAUUCGUUGCAUGUUGGCUCAAGUAUUAUCACACUUCUAAAAUACUUCCGGAACACAAGUUAUUUGCAAGAGCUCUUGAUGAAUUGCUUCAGGACGGAACACUUUCAAAGAUUGCGUUUGACUUUGCAGGUGCUAGGAGCAGAACUAUAACUAGGAGCAUUCUAUCUGAUCCAAAAGCCGUUGCUCCAUCCUCGGCUGAUAUUACCAAAAUGCGAGAUGAUACAAAAGCAAAGCAUCCUGAAUUUUAUAUUCCAGCUGGAUUUUCUCCUCCAAGUGUUAUUUUGGACAUUUUGAAUUCUAUUGGAAAGCUCCCCCCUUUGGCACCAAAGAUUUCAGAAACUCAGCUUGAUGAUAUACUGGGAUCCGAUGAGGAGUUAGGUAGAGGUGACUCUUCCGAUGAUGAGUUCAAACCUGAGGUCCACGCAUUAGAUGCCGAGGAUGACCUUGAAGAUGAUCCAAUGGACCUUGAUGUAGAUUCGGAUGGCGUUGGAAGCGAGUUUUCACCCUUUCCAGGAUCUACCCCCACGCGAGAGUUGCAAUUUCAGCAAUUGUACCAACAGGGUUCCACAAAAAUUGAUGGUAGUCAAUCGAUAAAACCUCGUACGAGACACGCUGGUCACCUUUCCAGUUUCGAAGAACUGGAAAGAAGAAAGCGUACACCUGCUUUACAGGGGGAAAAAUGGUCACCACAAUCAACAAUGCUACAAAAUUCGGCGAAUAGCGCAUGGGAUACGCCUGCCAAACCAAAAAGAACUUACAAGUUGAGAGAGCGUCUUCCGGAGCCGACUACAUUCAUACAAGGUGAUUCUGGUUCUUGGUCUGUUAGACCUUUUGGACAUGGUGUAAAUCCCAUAUUUGCUAGACCAAAUAAGAUCACUGUUGGAAACCCUCAGGGCGAACAUUAUCUCCAGCAGCGGGAAGAUAGUCAUCGACCAGUCAUUCAUCCUAACAAACCAAUCAUGCGUCCUUCCGUUCCAUCAAAGUUCUUUCUCAACAAGAAUCUUCAGGGAGAUCUUAUUGGUCGAUCAGAUGGUCAAAUAGAGAUCUCGAAAACCACUGGACAGCCAAAAAGAAAUUAUACAUAUCAUACCAGAUCACAAAAGAAUCCUGAUAUAUCAAGACAUACUGGUCUUGCAAAGCGAGCUUAUCGAUUAUUAACCCCAGAUCCUAUGGACUUGAUGGAAACUAGUAUAGAUGGCUUGACUGAACUUGAUAUUUUGAAUCAUUAUGAGGCUAAACCACUAGAAAAAGAAAUUGGUCGCCAAAGCAAUCCUGGCUUGGAUAGCAUACCAUCUACCCCUGCGACACCAGGUCUAUCUCAUUUGUUUUUCAAUGAAUCUGCUGGACUAUGGAAUCUUGCUCAUCCAUUUGUAGCUUGCACCGAUGCUGAAAAGCUGAAGAUGCAAUGGCUGGAUCGUACUGCCUUUACAAUGGAAACUAUACCAUACUCAGCUCUCGAAGACAAUGAUGAUCUACCACCAGAGCAAGAAACCAUUGUUGGGGCCAAACGCAAAAGACAGCAGAAAAAAGAGCCACAUAUUGGUGUCCGCAAAGGUUUAAAGAACAAAUGGGUAAUGCCUAGACGUCUCACGUCUGCACCUGAUGAUCUUCUUGGUGUUCACAGAGAUGUUCGAUACGCUGCAGAAUUACUCGGUACUCAGAUGGUCAAUUAUGACAUGAACAUUCGUAGAAAGAGACAAAGAUUCAAGGAGCAAGGUUUAGCUGUUGAUGAAGAAGCGAGGUUGACCAUGGGUAUUGUUAUCAUUCGAGCACUGCUUGGAGGAUUAGAGAUGAACAUCGAUUGGGUUAUUCUGGGAACGGUCUUUAAAGAUUAUUCCUUGAAUUUCCUAAGGAAAUGGUGGCAGGUCGUUUGGGCUAAGAAAAAGCCAAUGGUUGAUAAAUUGACAAAAGAUUUCCAGGAAGCUUUCAUCAAGGGAUAUCGAAAAGGUCAAGUUCAAUCAAUCGAUUAUGAUCAUAUUGUCGACUAUGAUUUCAACACUUUAAUCGAUUGGGCCAUGACAAAGAUCAAUACUCCCACACAAGAGGAAAAAGUCUUUGACCUCCCGAAUUCAUUCCCAGAACUCAAGAAAAAAUAUGCACUAGUCCCCGAAACCCGAAGUAAUUAUUGGUCUGAACAGUAUUAUUACACUCUCGCUGCCGUUUAUCAGAGGAUGAAUCUUGUCAAUUCUGUACCUUUUUCAAAUCCAUUAAAACCAGAUGCUCUCAAUUAUGAGAUAACCGACUAUGCACUUGCAAAAUCUUGGUGCAGGGCUGCUGCCGUUACACCGGAUCAUUUAUGGGACAGCAAAGCAGCGAACAAGUUGCUCAAUCGUCUUCCAAGUGCUAUCAUUAUUGAAGCUAGGGAAGACUUGUUGAAGAACAAAAUCAUCACCAAAAAUAAACGUCUUCGUACCAAUGGUCGAGUUUACAAUCUUCCAGAUGCUUUCAACGCCGUUUUCGUUCGCACAGGAAAGAUCAUUUUCGAGAAACAAUACCGAGAAGCUUAUUUGUUCAAAUGUGAAUUGGAUCAAAAAUUUCGAAAUGGAGAGACUAUUGUCAAUAUUCCUUGGGGUGUGAAUGAAGGUGCCGUGUUGGCUAUUACGAAUUUACAAGCUAAUGGAUGUAUUCACAUUCAAAAAAGUAACAUUAGAGCGAACAAAUUCGGUCUCACCGAAGGUGGAUACGAAACAAGACUUAUUGACAAAGCAAAGUAUCGUUUUCAAAUGGAUAUUGCACCCACUCCAAAUUAUGUUUAUAACCACGCGAUACCUAACCUUGACGCCAUGAUUUCGGAACCUCCAUUUGUUGGUGCAAGAGGUGCACUUCCUGUUUGGAGAAGUAUAACAGGAGAAGUAAUUGAGGGAAUGUGGAGAAAAGUACUCUUAGGAGUUACCGGUGCAUUCGUUCUACGAAGUAGUAUCGAUAUCGAGGGAUUGGAAAGAGUAUUCGCACCUAGUCUUGACGCAUGGGAAAUCAAACAAUUGAUUGAUUGGGGAGUUGAAAGAGGUGUUUGGCAAAAAUGUGACUAUGAAGGGUUGGGCGCAACUGCUAAAGAGGCACAAGAUAUGGAAGGUUGGGAAGUAGGUGACUGGUGGUGGAUGAUUGUGGGGAAGUAUUUGGUGGAUAGUGAUCAGUGAUGGAGCUGAAGUAGUAAAUUUGAGAUCAUUUGGAGUUUUGGUGGAGUUUUGGGGUACCAGGCGCGAAAGGAAAACAAGACGAUGCACUAAGCUGUUAUUUUUUUGUAUGGUAUAGAGGUCUUAGGGAGGGAUGGGGUGAAAAGGCAAGUGUAAUCUUACUGCUGGCGGAUAGUAUUUCGAAAGCACGCAGUUCGUGCUAGAUCAACCUCGUUAUUAUUCAACGAAGUAUAAUUAUAGAAAUAAUCAAUUUGCACCAAAGUAUUUUUUGAUGACCA